Corylus avellana is the source of this 1264-nucleotide messenger RNA. RefSeq names its product protodermal factor 1. The record is from RefSeq and is a predicted model, not a curated record. Lineage: Eukaryota; Viridiplantae; Streptophyta; Magnoliopsida; Fagales; Betulaceae.
CAAGACCACUCAUCCUACUAUAUUUCCUCCUCCCCUUCAAUCUUGUUUUGCAAGCUCUCAGAGAUGGAGAGGGUGCCAAGCAAAUUAGCUUCUCUUUACGUUUGUAGUGUUGUUGCUGCAUUGCUCUCUCACAACAUGAUGAUCCAUGUCAUGUCAACUGCCGUUGAAGACCAGAAAAACUACUACUCUCCAGAACCACAUCCCCCUAGAGGUGGCCACCAUGGACACACUCCAUCACAUGGUGGCUAUGGGACACCGCCUUCUGGUCACGGUGGAGGGAGCUACGGCCCAACACCAUCACCCCCUUCGGACGGCGGAAGCUACGGCCCAACACCAUCACCCCCUUCGGGAGGCUAUGGAGGCACACCGCCUUCUCAUGGUGGGAGCGGAAGCUACAACCCGACGCCGUCAACCCCUUCCUACAACCCGCCACCGUCAACCCCUUCCUACGACCCGCCACCGUCAACUCCUUACUACAACCCGCCACCGUCAACCCCUUCCUACGACCCGCCACCGUCAACUCCUUACUACAACCCGCCACCGUCAACCCCUUCAGACGGAAAUUGUGGAACUCCCCCACAUCAUGAUGAGACUCCACCAUCAACUCCUGGUGGUUACUACAACUCCCCUCCACCUUAUUCAGGUGGUAGCCCCCCCACACCAGUCACCGUAAGCCCACCAACAACCCCCACCCCACCUUCACCUCCAUUUGUCUUUGAUCCUAAUACACCUGGUACAUGCAAUUACUGGAGGAGUCACCCAGCAGUAAUAUGGGGUCUACUGGGGUGGUGGGGAACUUUGGGGAAUGCAUUCGGCGUGACAAGCGUUCCAGGGUUCGGCUCAAGCGUGAGCUUGCAGCAAGCUCUUUCCAACACACGCACUGACGGGCUCGGCGCACUCUACCGAGAAGGGACAGCUUCAUUGCUCAACUCCAUGGUGAACCAGAGGUUUCCUUUCACAACAAAGCAAGUCCGGGAUAGUUUUGUGUCGGCUCUCGGCUCCAACAGGGCCGCAGCAGCUCAGGCUCAGCUCUUCAAGCUGGCCAACGAGGGCCGAAUCAAGCCGAGACCCUGAAAGCAUUUGGUUCCUCUCAUCAUCAUCAUCAGUUUAUAUUCUAAGAUCUAGCAUUGUGUGUUGUUUUAUUAGGGUUUUGUGUCUUUGUUAAGUAUCUUAUUAUAUCAUAUUAAGAUGGAUACUAUGUUAGCAAUUUCGAUGCUUUAUCUCAUGUUAUUCUUAGUUAUAAAUAAAUUGAUGGUUUAGUUAA